This is a messenger RNA of Zasmidium cellare ATCC 36951, 768 nucleotides long. RefSeq lists its product as uncharacterized. The transcript has 3 exons. Bases 1 to 768 code for a protein of 255 amino acids. The record is from RefSeq and is a predicted model, not a curated record. Gene Ontology annotation, cellular component: membrane. Gene Ontology annotation, biological process: transmembrane transport. Lineage: Eukaryota; Fungi; Ascomycota; Dothideomycetes; Mycosphaerellales; Mycosphaerellaceae. Gene Ontology annotation, molecular function: transmembrane transporter activity.
AUGGCUUUGCAAGAAAGGGAUAACAUGGGACCUGGCGAGAUAGACGAUACCAAGACAGAGCCCAUCGCAAAUGAUCGAAACGGAUCCUUGUCCAGCAGCAGCCACAGCGGUAGCCAGGUUGAGACCGUCCAGCCUGGUGCGAAGUCCCCACGAUCAUUGGGCAGAGAGAUCUUUUUUCUCGCUGUGCUUUGCUCUGCACAGCUCUUCACACAGGCUGGACUGGCUAUGUCCAUUCUUCCGCAACGAAUCAUCGCAAAGAGCUUCGGUAUCGAGAACGACCCUGGUACACUUUCAUGGUUUGCAGCGGGCUAUUCGCUGACGGUUGGGACGUUCAUCCUAAUCGCCGGACGCCUUGGCGACGUCUUCGGCUACAAGCGCUUCUUCGUCGGCGGCUUCCUCUGGUUUAGUCUGUGGAGUCUGCUCGCUGGUUUCGCCGUGUACAGCGGACCUAUCUUCUUCGCCUUCAGUCGUGCCAUGCAGGGUAUUGGUCCAGCGUUUAUGCUGCCUAAUGCUAAUGCUAUUAUUUCUCGAGCGUAUGAGCCGGGGAUGACGCAGAAUAUUGCGUUCUCGCUUUUUGGUUGCACAGCUCCGGGAGGAUUUGUCCUAGGCAGUGUCUUCGCCAGUCUGCUUUCUAAGAGGGUGUGGUGGCCGUGGGCUUUCUGGAUAAUGUGCAUUUGUCUGCUGCUGGCCGCCGUUCUCGGUUUCCUUAUUGUACCCGCGACCUCCCAGUCGAAAGACCCAAAGAAGGUUGAGACAUGCAGCAUCUAG